UGAAGACCAGUUACAAUUCUGCAACCAAACCAGAUCCAAGGCUGAAAGUUUUUUUUAUUGCUAUCACGGUGGUUUUGUGUACAGCCUCCUUCAAACAGAUAGUGUGUUGCCCUUAGUGUUCAUUCUGCUUCUCCUCUCAAACCCUUCCAACCGAUACACCCUCAUCUCAGGUGAUCAGGAGAAUCCCAUUACCCAGAACACCGUCAUAUCUUCCACCACAAUAUUUGAAUGAGUGAGAUAAAUAACACCGGCGUCAUCGAGGGCAUCGAGGGUAUCGAGGUGAGGACUCAGGGCUCGCUCUCCAAAAGGACCCACGACAACUCGGGGAUGUUCAAUAAUCCAUUUGACUUGAAUACCUAUCCCAUGACUAAUCCCCCUUUAUUUGACCAGAGCAUGUUUGUAAACUUCUCUCAGGACGGAAUGCCGGUAUUACGUCGAAGAAUUUCCAUCUCCAACGGUCAGAUUGGCCAGAUUAUCAACCAUGAGGCAAUAUUUGACGACAACUAUGAUGUGGUAAGCAACGAAACCACUCCCAUCGACCUUCACGAAAAGUCUCGAUUUAACCAGGCGUUACAACCGCAAGUACUUCAGAACAGUGGGGGUGGAUUUGGCAUGGUUCCAGGAUCCCAUGAUGAAUUUCAAUCUCAUCCGCUCCCUAACACCAAUAACCACGAUCCUACAUCCCAUCCCAUUGCUACUCCACUUCCCUCCUCUCUUCCACCAGAACUACAGGCACAUUAUUCGGUGGGCCCAAAACACCAGAGACACCCGGCAGCGCCCGGAGUCGGUGUAGGUGCUCCUUGCCAGACUUUUACUCAAGCACCGGUGGUGGGUGGAAUUCCGUCCCAGGGACCAGGGGCGGUUCCAUCACCUUCAGCUCCCGCUACAGUACUUUCGGCUACUAAUGCCGUAUUCUCUGGGCCACAAGAAGAAAUUUUGCCAGUCCCAGACGACUCGCAAGAGCAUACUGUGUAUGCCGGGGUUCCUCCUCCCAACCAUCAACUUAUCUACAAUAAUGAGGUGAUAUACAAUCCCAAUAACGGACCGGUUCCAGGAACUUCUGCUUGGAAACGAGACAGGCUUCUCGAAAGAAACAGAGUUGCGGCGUCCAAGUGUAGACAGAGGAAGAAACAAGCCCAACAACAACUUCUAGAUGACAUUAGAGAAUUAAAGAUUGAAAACUCCGAUUUAAGAGGAAAAUUGGAUAAUUACGAUAAAUUUUUCCAAUCUAUGAAGAGAUUUUUCAACCAGAAUUCGUCAGGCGAUGGGUUUGCAGGAUUCAACAACUUUGAACAUUUCGACGUUAUUAACAAGGCCAUGAAGAGUAAGAAUCAACUGGAGUUUUUAAAAGUGCUUGAUGCCUUUGAUAUCCCCGAUCCCAACCUGGCAUUCCCCAAGUCACCGGCUCAUGAGGGGUUGGUUAAGCUCGAAAACGUUGAAGAUUUAUGAACUGAGGAUGUUACUAUUAUGAUGUGCAUAUGUUACUCCAUAUCUCUUGUAUUAUAAAUACACCAGACUUCUGUGCCCCGACGUG
Molecule: messenger RNA, 1534 nt
Organism: Yamadazyma tenuis ATCC 10573
Lineage: Eukaryota; Fungi; Ascomycota; Pichiomycetes; Serinales; Debaryomycetaceae
Gene: RCA1
Product: Rca1p
Biological process (GO): regulation of transcription by RNA polymerase II
Molecular function (GO): RNA polymerase II cis-regulatory region sequence-specific DNA binding; DNA-binding transcription factor activity, RNA polymerase II-specific
Source: RefSeq, a predicted model, not a curated record